Molecule: messenger RNA, 3690 nt
Organism: Rotaria sordida
Lineage: Eukaryota; Metazoa; Rotifera; Eurotatoria; Philodinida; Philodinidae
Source: the annotation of a GenBank genome assembly
AUGGAUAAUUCGUUAGAUUUACCUUCUGAAUCUCCUCUGUCGAAUUCUAUUCUAAAAAAUCGACCAACACCUAUUGCUAGAACCAAAGUAAAACCAACAAAUAAAGCACCUUUGACUAUUGGUCUUGAUGAUGCUGUACCACUUGAGGAUUCUCAUGUUGUUGAAAAUCCACCACAUGUUUCCAGUAAACAACUUUCAUCGAACAAUGUAAAGAAUGAUGAUUCAAAUGUUGUAUUUCGUCAAAAAAAAUUUUAUUCAUCAAAUAGAAACAAUAUUUUAGCAUGUUUACCACAAGAAAAUAAUAAUAACAAUAAUCAUAUUUAUUCAAAUUCAUUAAAUAUAUCUGAUAAAAAUCUAUUCUAUGUUACUUCUUCAAUAUUUGAUGAUGACUCAAGUUCUCAUUCGUCGUCAGACCAAACAUUAUUAUCGCAACACGAAAAAAACAAUUUAACUAUUUCAAAUAUCAAUCAACAAAAAAAUCCAUCAUUACUCAAAGAUCAAUUAAAUAAAAGUUCUCCAUUAGAAUCAAUGGAUACAAAACUAAAUUCAAUUUCUAAUUUGAUGGAAAAUUCUUCCAAUACAUCAAUAUAUAGUGAUGAUGAUUCAGUUGUACCAAAUCAAACAACAAUUUAUCUCGAUAGAGUACGAGAAAAUUCCAGUAAUUGUCGAUGUGCUGAUUGUAAUGCUGAAAAUCCAACGAUUGCUAUUAUGUCUUGGCUUUUGAUAAUAUGUAAAAAAUGUGCUGCGAUUCAUCAUCGUUUGACUUCAAAUUUCCUUCGUCUACAAUCAUUGAUGACUAAUACAUGUGAUUCAGAUUUAAUUGAUCUACUUCAUGAUUAUGGUAAUCAAUUUACGAAUAGUUUAUUAGAAAAUAAUUCUUCAAAAAAUUCAAAACCAAAUAUUAAUUCAACAGAAUUUGAACGUAAACAAUAUAUAAGAAAAAAAUAUAUUGAAAAAAUUUAUCUUCAACCAUAUCAAUCAAAUCAUUUUACUUAUACACAAGAUCAACUUAAUAAAAUGUUAUAUGAAAAUGUUGAAACAACAGAUUAUAAAAAAACAUUACAUUUAAUUAUGUUAGGAGCUGAUCCAAAUUAUUCAGAAAAAAAUUUUGCUAUUGCAGAUCAUGCUCAACGACAUCAACAAAUCAAGCAAAUGAAAAUUAUUUUAGCGAAUGGAGGUAUAGCUGAAUUUGAUUUAAUGAGAACAAAAUUUGAUGAUGUAAAUGAAACAAUUGUUUAUUUAUCUAGUAGAUAUGGAGUUCUUAAAGAACUUUUAACACGUUAUGAAAAUGAUCGUCUUAAAGUCUAUCCUCCAACUUCUAAAACAGAUAAACUUCAACGUUGUGUAUUUGAAAUUGAUUUAAAUAAUGUACUUGCUAUAUGUAAUCAAACAGUUAAUGCUGUUUCAUUAAGAUGUCGUUUAACAAAUACACCAGUAAUUAAUAUAAAUAGUCAAUGUACAAUAAUUGUUGAUGAUCAAACAUCAUCAAAUGAAUAUGUAUGGAUUUUUCCAAAUGAUCUUGAACGUUCAUUAUGGAUACGUGAAAUAAUUAAACGACAAUAUUGUUAUUAUCAAUUAAUAUAUUCAGAUUUUAUUUUAUUAAUGAAAUUAAAUAUUCAAGAAGGAAUUAAUGCUGAAAAACAACAAGUUACAGGUAUUGUUUAUUCAGGACGUUUUGUUAUUUGUUCGGAUACAAUAUUUGAUGAAGUUGAUUUACGAAAAUAUUUAAGUUUAACUUAUCAAAAAACAAAAGACUUUACAGGUGUUGUUCUUUGUCUUGUUUCAAAACGUUUUCUUUAUUUAUCAUCACCUAUUAUAAAAUUAAUGGAUAUGUUAUAUUCAUGUCUUCGUCAAGCAAUUAAAGUUAAAACAUUAACAAAUUUAAAUGAACAAAUAUUAACAUCACAAAAUAUACCAGUUAUUGUUGAAAGAUUUAUUAAAUUUCUUUUUGAACAUGGUUUAUUAGCGAAAGGUAUUUAUCGUCAAGCAGGACAAGAAAGUAAAAUCAAACAAUUAUUAAAUGAAUGUCUUGAAGAUCCAUUUACUCCUACAUUAACACCUGAAAAUUAUACUGAACAUGAUGUUGCUAAUGCAUUAAAACGUUUUCUUCGUCAAUUAGAUAUGCCAUUACUUGGUACACGUGAAAAUUAUAAUGCAUGGUUACGUUCAACAGUUGAUAAGACAAUUAAAAGUGAACAAUUAAUUCAAUAUUAUCGUGCAUUACUUAAAGAUUUAAAAAAAAAUUUUCCAAUACAUUAUUCAACAUUAAGAACAAUGUUAAUGCAUAUUCAUACAGUUGCUAUGUUAUCUGAAAUAAAUUGUAUGACUUUAUCGAAUCUUGUUUCAACAUUUGCACCAUGUCUUAUAUCACAAGCAACAUUAGCACCAACGAAUUCGAUUAAUGGAAUCGAUGACGAUCGUCAAAUAUCAUUAGAUGAUAUGGAUAUGAAACGUUUUGCAAAUCAAAAUGAACUUAUUCAACAAGGAUUAUCAAAUCUUACUGAUAGUCCACAAUUGACAAAACUUAAACGAAAUCGAUCUUUUCAUACUUCUCGUGAGUCUUUAUCAUCAAUUUCAACAUUAUCUCAAUUUCAAUUAUCACCAGCUUAUAUUCAUGUUGCUCCAUCGAUUCAAGCAAAUUUUGAAAUAAUGACUAAUCUUUGUAAAUAUUAUCGUGAAUUAUUUGAUAUAACUGAUGAUGAAUAUGAACAUGAAAGAACAUGUAUAGAAGCAUUAAUAUCAAUACGUAAUAAUCCAUCUAUUCCACGUAAAUUAGAUGGUGCAAUAGUUUCAGUUUAUUUUGAAUCUCGUGCCGAUGCGUUUAAUGGUUAUGCAAUGUUUAUUUUUGAAAAAGAAACAACAGCUGAUAUAAUUAUUGAUAAAUUAUUAAAACAAAUUGAUAAACAUGAUUGUUUUUUUUGGACUUUAUUUGAAGUAAUUAUUGAUCAAAAUCUUGAACGACCAAUGUAUUCAUGUGAAAAUAUAUCAGAAGUUUUAUAUCGUUAUCGAACAUAUUUAUCACAUGAAUUAAAUUUACAAGCAACAUUUGUUGUUAAACUUAAUUAUAUACAAUUUGAAAAAGAACGUUUACAACAACGACAACAAGAUUUUAAUAAUCAAUUAGUUCAAUGUGAAUAUUUUGAUUCAUUAAAUGAACGAUGGACACCAUGUUUAUGGAUAUUUGAAAGAGCAGUUCUUAAAAUUUAUCGAAUUUCAAAUAAUAUUAAUGAUAAAACACUUAAAACAAAAUUAAAUUUUAAUCAACAAGAAUUAGAACAACAACCAAUCAUUUAUUCAUGGUCUGUUGAAGAUAUUUAUCUUUAUAUUGGAACUGAUUGUCGUUUUGUUGAUCCAUUUGAUAUGAGUCAAUAUCGAGUAUUAACAAUUUUACCUCCUGAUAUUAAUCAAUCAAAUCAGACAGAAUUACCAUUUGGUAUAUCAUUUCGUUUUGCUGAUCGUAAUCAAAUGUUUUCUUGGUAUCUUGAAUUAGUUCAUAUAAAUGGACAUGAUAAAUGGACACGACAAGCAUCACGUUCAAUGCCCGACGGUAUUAAUUAUUUACCAUUACAAAAUUAUCAUAUACCAUCAUCAGUAAUGUUAACAAGAAAAAAAUCUGAUGUAUUUAAAAAUAAAUUUAUUACUAAAGGAUGUCAUGUUGCUUCAAAUUUUUGUAAACAAUUACGAAAAUGA